AUGUCCGCAGCCACACAACAACCCAACUCUCAGCCUAAACCCCAACCCAAACCCCUCCCCCAAAACUGGCCCUCCAACAUCCCCUACCUCACCCGUCCGCUCUACUCUCCCUAUCUCUCCCCCUCCCACCUCACAGCCCUCCGGACUCGACCCCCACACGAUCCUUCAGAUCCAAUCCCAGAUAUCCCUCGAGACCUCACGUUUGGGCCGUCUGAGAAGGUCAGGAUUGAGAAGAUUACGGAUCCGAAGCACCCUUCAGACCCCAGCAUCACCUACGAUGUCAACCCCCAACAUCAUAAAGACAUCCCCCCCAGCGACGAGGACCCUAACCUCCCCGACCACAACCCACUUGAACUCGACCCCAACUACGACUACGCCCACUCCAACUACGACCUCUGGCUCUCCCGGCCCCUCAACCUAGCAAUCGACGCCUCCCGCGCCGGUAACGAAGCCCGUUUCAUAAACGACUACCGUGGUGUGCCCCUGCCCCUCUUCCCCACACCCUCGAGUCUAAUUAAUAGCACGAAAUCCAACAAGACCAAAUCGAAAAACGACCCCUGGGCAAACAAACGCAAACGCCCCAACGCGGAGUUCAAACUAGCCUGGGACCCAAGGAUCGGAGAACUGUGCAUGGCGGUGUAUGUGUUGAGAGCGGGGAGAAAUGCGAAAGGAUGGGCAAAGGAUGUGGGGAUAUUGAGGGGUGAGGAAGUGUUGGUUAGUUAUGGGAAGGGUUUUUGGAGGGAGAGGAAGGGGGAACAAGAAGGGGAGGGAAACGGGCAGUUGGAAUAG
Molecule: messenger RNA, 789 nt
Organism: Thermochaetoides thermophila DSM 1495
Lineage: Eukaryota; Fungi; Ascomycota; Sordariomycetes; Sordariales; Chaetomiaceae
Exons: 2
Coding region: 1-789 (262 amino acids)
Source: RefSeq, a predicted model, not a curated record